Messenger RNA from Umbelopsis ramanniana AG, 722 nucleotides. RefSeq lists its product as uncharacterized. Gene Ontology annotation, biological process: positive regulation of mRNA splicing, via spliceosome. NCBI's taxonomy places the organism in Eukaryota, Fungi, Mucoromycota, Umbelopsidomycetes, Umbelopsidales, Umbelopsidaceae. Gene Ontology annotation, cellular component: spliceosomal complex. Gene Ontology annotation, molecular function: RNA binding. The record is from RefSeq and is a predicted model, not a curated record. The transcript is spliced from 6 exons. The coding region runs from base 45 to 671 and encodes 208 amino acids.
CACAGUUGCUAUACGCGCUAUUCAGUCCUUUCGAACAAAUUAACAUGGAGGACAUCGAAUACAACGAUCAGAGAAGCCCUAGUCGCUCACCUGCACGAUCUCCUCAGAAUGGAGCCGACGAAAAAAUGGACGAUCGACGAUCUCGCUCUCCUUCCCGCUCGCGCUCUCCUUCACGAGAGGCAAGAAGACCUCGCUCUGUUUCGCGAAGCCCUUCUCCUCGACGAAAGGCCAGCCGUUCCCGUUCCCGCAGUCGCUCUCCCGUUCGCUCUAGAAGACACCGAAGUCCUCGUCGCUCCAGAUCUCCCCGUCGCCGCAGCCGCUCACCUCGCCGCAGCUCCAGAUCUGCUCGUCGUGAUAGCAGAUCCCCUCCUCGUCGCCGUAAUCAUGGUAGCCGCUCUCGCUCGCGCGAUCGUCAUAGCAGCAGAAGAAGUCCCUUCAAAGGCGAUAGAGGUAAUGUCCAACCUUCCAAUGUUAUUGGUGUUUUCGGAUUGAGUCUUCGCACCCGCGAAAGUGAUCUCGAAGAUAUCUAUGGCAAGCACGGUACAUUGGACAAAGUGACAAUUGUCCAGGAUCAUAGGACUGGUCGAUCGCGCGGUUUUGGUUUCGUAACAUACACUGAUCCUGACUCCGCUACUAAAGCCAUUGAAGCUACCAAUGGCAUGGUAUGUUAACAGUUUCAAAUCGGACGCGUUCUAUGCAUGAAUUAACCUAUUAUGCCGUAU